AUGGAUCUGAUUCAAUCACCUGAGACUGCAGACAUUCAGCCACUGACUCCCUCUGUCCCUGUUCCUCCCACCCUGAGAGAUGGAGAGUGUUACCAUGUCUUCAUUAGCUACAGCAGCACUGACUACCAGUGGACCCACCGCCUCAUCGACCAGCUGGAGGCCUGCGGCCUGCAGGUCUGCUACCAUGAUCGAGACUUCCUUCCCGGCCGCACCGUGUUGGAAAACAUGUCCGACUGCAUCCAGGAGAGCCAGAAGGUCCUGCUGGUUCUCAGCCCAGAGUUUGUGAGGAGCCGCUGGUGUCUCCUGGAGGCCAACAUGUCUUUGUUCAGAGACUGCCUGGAGAGGAAGCCCAUCGUCCCAGUGCUGCUGGAGCCAGGAGUCUCCGUUCCUCUCCACCUCUGCCACCUCACCUACCUGGAGGCCAACGACCCCGACUUCAAGAAUAAGCUGCUCAAGGUGCUCUGCACCCCCAACCAGCAGCUUCAAGGGUCCACCGUGCUGCCCUUCCAUCCUCCCUCCAUCUACAACGGGAAGGCCCUGCAGCCGUUGGAUGCUGUGAAUGAAGAGAGUCUCAGUAAAUGGGAUUGUGGUCAGUUCAGUGACAUGGAGGUACCAGACCAGCUGCGCCUGAUCAUCGAGGACCAAGAGAAGUACAGAAAGGCUGUGAGGACGAUCAACAGUGUGUCUCAAAAUAAAGUAUGGUUCCGCCCCGUUUGGGUUAGAGUAUUGAUUUACAUUAUUGGCAUAAUAUUUUUUUCCUUUUUGGUUACAUGCAAUGUAUUUUCAAUGAGUGUAUUAGGAGACUAUUCAAAGGGAUUCACAGACUCUGUUGUAUUUGUGCUUUUUAUUUUGAGCAUUUACUUGGUUCCAUUGGGAUUGAUUAUUCAUAUCUGUCUCUGGAAGAAUGAUGAUGAAAAGUACAUAGUGAGGGAAAUGAAAAAAGCUAUUGGCCAGGCAAACAUCAUCCUCUCUGAGGAGAAAGUGCUAAUGGGCCGUCGGUCCAACUCAAAAAUCUCUCUGGUGUAUGUUUCUCUGGACCGUUGCAAACAUGAGUUUGCAGAAACGUUUUCCGAUCAGGUUUGUGCUGAAGAUUUGUAUCAAAGAGCUCUGCUGCACUUCUCAUCAGGUUACGCCUGCUGCGUUGCUAAAAGACACUUCCCCUUUCCUCAGCCCAGCUCCACCGGUCACCUGGAGGGAGGGGUGUGUUUCUGUCAGUAUGUGUCCCAGCAGCUGAGUGUGGACCAAUGGGAGUAGCAGUGUCCACAUGUGGGACCUAACUAUUCCAUAAUAACUGGAUCAUCAUGAAAUGUCUGCAUUAGUAUAAAAGCCACUUAGUCCCACUGAAGGCACAGCGACUGUAUUCAUGUUAGCCCUCAGAUAUCAGAAUGAGUCUCUUUCACAAACCUUCACCUGCUUCACAAAAGCAGAACUGUGAACAGGAUGUUUCUCAUCUCUUACUUCCUGACUUUACUUUCAGUUCUUUGCCAUCCGCACCAUGCGAUCUCUCUUCAUUGUAAUUGCUGGAAUUAAGGUUGUCUAAAACAGAAACAUCAAUCGAGGUAUGAAAGCUUCUGUGUCCUCAAGCUAUCUUUUGGGUGAAUCCCCUUCCUGAUUGACGUGUUCUUCUGUUAUUUCCAAUGUGUAUGUUUCUUUAUAUCUUGAAUGUUUAAAACUCUGAGAAACAGUGUCUCUGAAAAUAAAGUUCUCCCUUUCUGCGCUGCAGUUAUGAUGUUCAUUUCUGUUGGAAUAAUACUUCUUCCUUUGUUUGCUCUAUCAACAUAUAUGAUAGUUGUUUUUUUUGGUGAUGAAAGCUUAAAGAACAAAACUCUUUGGGCGUUCAUUUUUUGUAGUUUGUAUUGUUUAUUCUUUGGGACAUUGACUCAGCUUUGUCUCUGGGGAAAGGACCAAGGGAAGCACAUAGUCCGGGAGAUGCAGAAAGCUUUGGGCCAGGCAAACAUCAUCUCUGAGGAGAAGGUGUUAAUGGGCUCUCAGUCAAAUUAAAAAAUCUAUCUGGUGUAUGUUUCUCUGGACCGCUGCAAACAUGAGUUUGCAGAAACGCUUUCUGAUCAGGUUUAUCCUGAAGAUUUGUAUCAAAGAGCUCUGCUGUACUUCUCAUCAGGUUACGCCUGCU
Messenger RNA from Notothenia coriiceps (black rockcod), 2131 nucleotides. RefSeq lists its product as uncharacterized. Lineage: Eukaryota; Metazoa; Chordata; Actinopteri; Perciformes; Nototheniidae. Gene Ontology annotation, biological process: inflammatory response; toll-like receptor signaling pathway. The coding region runs from base 1 to 1254 and encodes 417 amino acids. Gene Ontology annotation, molecular function: triacyl lipopeptide binding; signaling receptor activity. The transcript is spliced from 2 exons. The record is from RefSeq and is a predicted model, not a curated record. Gene Ontology annotation, cellular component: signaling receptor complex; plasma membrane.